Molecule: messenger RNA, 2359 nt
Organism: Heteronotia binoei (common prickly gecko)
Lineage: Eukaryota; Metazoa; Chordata; Lepidosauria; Squamata; Gekkonidae
Gene: LRRN4
Product: leucine rich repeat neuronal 4
Exons: 4
Coding region: 1-2325 (774 amino acids)
Molecular function (GO): protein binding
Source: RefSeq, a predicted model, not a curated record
AUGUUCUUCCUCUUGGCCUGUGUGCUUCUGCUUGUAAGGGAAAUGCCAGCAAGGCCCACAGAGCAGACUGAUUCUGCCACCCAGGGGAAUCUGCAGCCUUUUUUCCAGCUGAUUCUGCAGAACCCUCCAAAGGCAAAUGGCAGUCUCUCCAGCAACUUAUCCUGUGCAGAGUUGAAUGCUCAGAGGUUGACCAUUUUGCACCUGCAGAACAGAAAUCUUGCAUCUUUCCCAUCAUGCUUGCCUGAGAUUCUGGAACAUCUGGACCUGAGUGACAACCUCUUGCCUGAAUUCAAUGGCCAGGAAGCAGCCUCAUUUCCCAAGCUGCGGGCCCUUUCCUUGAGACAGAACAAGAUCCGACAAGUGACGUGGGGAGAUGCCGGAAGUCUGGCCAGGCUGCAGUCCCUGGAUUUGAGCUUCAAUCUGCUGUCCUCUGUGCCGGCCUGCAAUGCCUCCACUUUGAGGGACCUCAAGGAACUGUCUCUAGCUGGGAAUCCCAUCGCAGAAAUCCAGGCCUUUGCUUUCUCCUGCUAUCCUCAGCUGCAGUCCCUGAAUCUGUCUUCCACUCUGCUGGGACAAGAUGGCAGUGAUGGGAUUUGGGAUUCUGCCUUUGCAGUGAAUUUUUUGCAGGGGGACACCACCGAGACGGUGGGAAAUACUCUUGGUGUGCUUGACCUCAGCAGAACCUUCCUGGAGAGAAUUCGUCUGGAGUGGCUCAAGGACCUGCCCAGACUGACAUCUCUCCAUCUGACAAAAAUGAGCCAUCUGAGGAGCCUCAAUGCGGCUGUCUUUGUGUAUACCCCCCUUCUGGAGGAACUGAACUGCCGAGAUUCCCACAUCCUUAGCCAGGUGGAAACAGAGUCCUUCGGCCAGAUGCCCAAGUUGGCUUUUCUCAUGUUCCAAAACUGUAAUUUGAGUUCCUUGAAUCUGUGGAAUCUUAGCUCAUCAGACAAUCUGGUCAUCAACCUCUAUGGAAACCCUUUGGAGUGCCAUUGUGAGAUGUCCUGGCUACUCUCAGAACCAGAAAGAAUAGUUCUGCAGAGGGCAUCAGAAACUACUUGUUACCUGCCCGCAGAAGACAAUGUAGCACCCAGAUCCAUACCUCUGUCAAGGCUCUAUGAUGAAUGCCAAUCCAACAGAACUACUGAUUUAUCCCCAGAGCUCACAGUAGGCAACUUUUACAGCACAUCUUCCAGAUUCACCACAAAAACACUGCCAGACUUUGGUACAUUUCCCCAGGAAUGGCACAGCAGUUCAGUCACCCCGCACAGCAUUGCGUUGACUUGGGUCGAUCUAAUGAAGCAGGAUUCUUCACAGGCAGAUAUGCUUGCCUACAAAGAAGAAAUGGUUAAUGGAUCUACAGAGAGCUCAUCUGCAACAGCCACUCUGACCACUGCCUCAACAAUCCUGGGAAAGACUUCUGGUGUGCUGACCAUGGAGAAUGCAACUGAUAGGGAUCCAAGAAGUCAUGAUCUCACAGCAGCAGAUUCUCUUGUCCGCCCAGAAGGAACACUUCACCACUCUGCUUUGAACACUCCAACAGCUGCACCAACCAGAACAGAUUCUUUGCCUAUCCCCAGUGCUUUAUUUAUCACACAGAAUAUGGCAAGUUCUGCUCCAACCAAAUCACCAAUGCAAAACCCAACCAAGACACCCACUCUUCCAAAUCCUUCAUCCACUGACAUUCCAGUAUAUUAUGUAGAUAACUAUGACUACGAAGGUCAUCAAGACCAAUCCGAAGUCCAGAUGCUUGGCCCGUGUGCCUAUGAUCCCUGCAGACAUCUCCAAAAGCCUUGUUCUGAACUCCAGGAGUUAUCUCCUUGCUUGUGCCCAGGCAUAUCAGAUGAAUUCACCAUCCCGGAACCGCCGAGGAUGCAUGAAGUUUCUGAAAUAAGGGACACGUCAGCAGCGAUCCACUGGUGUGCCCCCAAUUCAUAUGUAAGGUUCUACCAGCUUGUCUACCGACCUAAAGGCAACUUGAAUAAUGGCACCGUUUCUGGAGAGAUUUACCCCACAGCCAGGGAGUACACUCUAUAUAACCUCCAACCUGGUUCCAACUACCAGGUAUGCAUAACUGCUUCCAACAAAGCUGGUUCAAGUCAGACCACAGGCUGGAAUGGACGCAAUGUGCCCUGUAUUACCUUUGCCACAAAAUACAGCUACAAAGCCAGUUUUGCCAUCUUGAGUGUGAUAAGUGGACUCCUUCUCAUUGCUACUGUCCUCAUGUUGGGGUGCCUCUGCAAGAAACAUAAAGCGCCCUCUGCUGAGCAGUAUAACACGCAUCUGAUUUCCUAUAAAAACCCUGUUUUUGAUCAUUCCUCACAAUAGGAAAGGUGAACAAGAUGGCAAGGAUUUAGCAUUG